CAGGUUCUCGGGCUGAUAGACGACUUCAGUCAGUCAGUCAGUGGCUCGUGUGCGUUUGUGAUUCAGUGCGAAAAGGAAGUCCUGCAGGAAAAUGAUGGCUUUGAGGGCGCGCAGCGUGAUGCAGAUCGGCGAUCGGGUGCUGCACAGGCACAUGUCCAGCGGCGCGGGCAAGCGCGUGGGCUUCGUUGGCCUGGGCAACAUGGGAGGUCAUAUGGCGAGCAAUCUUAUCAAGAAGGGUCACAAACUCAAUGUGUACGAUAUCUCGGCGCCCGCCUGCGAAGCCCUGAAGGCCAAGGGCGCCACGGUGAGCAAGAGCUAUCAGGAUGUGGCCAAGUCGUCGGACUUCGUCGUCACGAUGCUGCCCAACAAUGAUAUCGUCUCGGAGACGUACAAAGACAUGGUGUCCGGCGGCGUGAACAGCGACACAGUCUUCAUUGACUCCAGCACAAUCGACCCCAACGUGGCGCAGGCCGUGCAAAAGCUGGUCAAGUCCAAGGGCGCCACGUUCGUGGACGCUCCAGUGUCGGGCGGCGUGCCCGGCGCCGCGGCAGCCACGCUCACGUUCAUGGUGGGCGGCACGGAGGCGGAGUACCAGACGGUGAAGGGGCUGCUGGAGGGCAUGGGCCAGAAGAUCACGCACUGCGGCGGCUACGGCAUGGGCCAGGCGGCCAAGAUAUGCAACAACAUGAUGCUGGGCAUCUCCAUGGUCGGUCUGUCCGAGGUGAUGAACCUGGCCAUCCGUCUCGGUCUGGACGCCAAGACGUUCGGCGACAUUGUCAACUCCUCCACGGGCCGCUGCUGGUCGUCCGAGGUCUACAGCCCCGUGCCCGGCCUGGUGGCCACGGCGCCGGCCAACUUCGACUACGCCGGCGGCUUCGCCACCAACCUGAUGACGAAGGACCUGGGCCUGGCCAGCGGCGUCGCCACGUCCUCCAACACGCCCAUCCCGCUCGGCGCCAUGGCGCACCAGGUCUACCGCACCGUGAUGGCGCACGGCCUGGGCGACAAGGACUUCUCCGUGGUGUACGACUUCCUGCGCAACCAGGAGAAAAAGUGAGCUCACCGGAAACGCCCCACACGCACUCGAAGGAAAGCUUUAAAGCGAUGCAUUUAACUUGUUUAUAAUCCAGAAUCCAGUAGAGAAUUAACGCCCCGAAUUCACCGUUGACCCAAAAUAAAGAGGUUUAUUUUACAAA
Phlebotomus argentipes is the source of this 1196-nucleotide messenger RNA. Its product is annotated as probable 3-hydroxyisobutyrate dehydrogenase, mitochondrial. NCBI's taxonomy places the organism in Eukaryota, Metazoa, Arthropoda, Insecta, Diptera, Psychodidae. Gene Ontology annotation, biological process: L-valine catabolic process. Gene Ontology annotation, cellular component: mitochondrion. Gene Ontology annotation, molecular function: NAD binding; NADP binding; 3-hydroxyisobutyrate dehydrogenase activity. The transcript is spliced from 2 exons. The record is from RefSeq and is a predicted model, not a curated record. Bases 92 to 1057 code for a protein of 321 amino acids.